This is a messenger RNA of Sporothrix brasiliensis 5110, 2598 nucleotides long. RefSeq lists its product as uncharacterized. The transcript is spliced from 4 exons. NCBI's taxonomy places the organism in Eukaryota, Fungi, Ascomycota, Sordariomycetes, Ophiostomatales, Ophiostomataceae. The coding region runs from base 1 to 2598 and encodes 865 amino acids. The record is from RefSeq and is a predicted model, not a curated record.
AUGUCAGGCUACAGCUACUCCAUCCAAGGCGGUCCGGCGCCAGCCUUCCCACCGCGCGAGUUUGUGCAGCAACAACAGCAUCAGCAGCAGGAGCACGAACAGUUGCAAUACCAACAAUACCAACAGUUUCAACGAGAAUACUUGCAACAGCAGCAACAACAUCUCCAACAACAGCAGCAAUUAAACACAGCACCGUCUCAACACUCGCAGCUGCCUCCGGCAAGGAACCCGAAGCGAGGCGCAACUCGUCCCGCAUCGUCCAUCUACUCCCAGCCAAGUCCGAUCAACACGACCUUUCAGGUACAGCAGCAACAGCCGCCACUGCAGGCGCAACAAUACCAGCACCACGGCUAUAGCCAGUCUGCAGGCGGGCAGCAAUACCAGCAGCAACAAUACCAGCAAUAUCAGCACCAGCAGCAUCAUCAACAGCAGCCAUCCUACCGGUACCAGGACCCCCGAUCGCAGUAUCUAUACUACUCGCAGCCCAAGGACCUCAGGAACGCUGACGGAGUAUCCCCGGAGAGCUCUCCUGAACUUUCUGCUGCCGAAUUAGCGCCUCAUAAUCCCCCACCGACUGCCCCAGAUAUCAGCCCCGUCGAGCGAAGCGAGCCUCAUUUCGACAUGGCUGCGACGCAGGCGACUCAACAAAGGGAACCGGCCCACGAUGGCCGGCCGCCGUCUGCGUCGCGAAGCAACAUUCCCAUGAUGCGGCGGGAACGGCGACAAACGGCAGACGCUGCUGCCAAGACAUUGCGUGAGACGAAGUCAAAAGAACGCCUGCAACAGAUGCACCAGACGCAGCAGGAGCGCAGCAACUCCAUCGCCUCCUCUAAGCGCGGCUACAAGGGCGGCGAGGUUCGCUGGGAUCCACAGACAGGCGAGCUGACAAGCUCCCAAAAGGGGCGGCCAAGCCAGGUUAAACCUGCAGAGUAUGCGCGUGGUCUGGCAGUCGAUUCGACGAGCCCGACAGAAGCAACCUUUAUGGAGGGUAAAUCGGCUUCCGGGGCCAGCGGCAUUGCCAGCUUUGCCAGCCGGCUUCGUCGCACCGUACAGACUGGGACUGGUACGAAAAACCCGUCGACAUCGUCUACCUCAGCAGCUCAACCUCCACAACCUCCACUGCCUCCCAAGGACCCCGUGUCGCCGCGGUCACCAGCGGUUGAAUCCCAGCCUAAAGAUUUUUCGUCAUCGACAGAUCCUGCUGCAGGAGCGUUCACGUCCAAUCGACCUGCAUGGCAUGGUGCGAGCGGCCGCACAGCCCUGGUUGCGCCCGUCCAAGACACACCGGAAGCAAAGCCGCUUAACAUCCCGCGCAAGAGCAGCAAACGCGUUGCCUCCCUGCCCAGACUUGCAGACAGCACCACUGCUGCAAAUCCGUCCAUCAUCUCAUCACCUCCUCGCCAGAACAUUGCUAGCACUACCACCAAGACGCCAUUGUCCCCUGCGACGCCCGGCACCCAAAGUUACCCGAGUCCCCCAAUGUCUGCAGACCCCACUUACCAAGAGUCCCCGUCAUCCCAACAGCUGAAGUCAGGUACACUGCCGCAGUCCACGCGCCCGGUAUCGUCCAAAAUUAAACGGAAGCCAACUCCUUCGCACCAGAGUCUGGCCAGUUACGAUGAAAGCGACCCUUUCAACUACAACAACCGCGUUCAUCCCAACACUGGCUCGUCCCCGGUCUCACCGCCGCCUCCCCCACAAGACAGCGAAUGGACACAGCCUCCGUCCCGGUUCAGCACUACCACUUACAACUCCACGGUGCACGAGUCGCUGGCCGAAUUCGACGCCACGGAUGCGCCUGAGAUGCCUUCCGUGCCCAACCCUCUGCGGUCUAGUCCGCCAUUCCAAUCGACAAAACGCCGGCCAGUGGUCCAAGUCGAAAGCAAUCCCGUGCAACAGGCAUCACCGCCACGACAGAAGCCAGUACCGAUUGUCACCAAGCCGCUACCGGGUCCUGGCGACGAUGGCAAUGUCAUGGACCGGCGGCGUCCACCACGCAUGGGACAUACGAGCCCCAACUCCAUUAGGAAUGGAAACGAGCCGAUUGUGAUCAGUCUCAAGACUCCGUGGAUGUCUGGAAACCACUCGCCUUUGCGCGAAACGGAAGACGGCGGCGACUACAUUGGCAACAGCAACGGUAGCGAGGAGGAUGCUUUACCCGACGAGUCCAUUUACAAUCAGCUACGGAACAAACAUCUCAUGGGUGCUUCCAAGGGUGUGGAUUCGUCUGACCGCAUGUCCAUGGCAGGGUCUAUUCACAAAAAUCUCCCACUGGCCCCACCCGAGAUGACGGCCAAGGACCGCGUCACCAUGUUCAACGCGCAGCUCGCCAGCCUUGCGCAGCGCCGCAUCAACAUUGGCCGCAGCAUCAAGCAGAUGACGGAACUUAUGCCCACCGACAAUCUCUUGGCGACGCCGGACGUUCUGCACAAGCGCGAGUUGGAGAAACGCAAGGUCGAGGGCCUGCGUACUGAUCUUGCCGAAAUCCAGCGCGAGGAGUACGAAAUUGGUUUGAAGCUGCAUCGUGCCUACAAGAGACUCGACAAGAAUGCCGAAUAUGAGCCCACGACACUGUGGGUCCGCCGGGUAACAGGUUGA